Molecule: messenger RNA, 1229 nt
Organism: Sceloporus undulatus (fence lizard)
Lineage: Eukaryota; Metazoa; Chordata; Lepidosauria; Squamata; Phrynosomatidae
Gene: TMEM17
Product: transmembrane protein 17
Exons: 4
Coding region: 66-743 (225 amino acids)
Biological process (GO): non-motile cilium assembly
Cellular component (GO): ciliary transition zone
Source: RefSeq, a predicted model, not a curated record
CGGAGCCAUCUUUGCCCCUGGCUCCCUCCCUCCCGUUGCUAGGGCAACCAGAGGCGUUCCUCUCGAUGGCUUUGCCGGAGCCGGUGCGGAGGCGCCUGAGCUCCUUCAGCCGGACUGUCUUUGUCGAUAGCAGCAGCACGAGGCCGGAGGGAGGGGGCCCUAACGUCCCGGAUAAUGAAAUUGUUUCCAGUUUGCCCUUACAGAUGUCCCUCUAUUUCAACCUUUGUUUUUUCCCAUUUUGGUGGGUAAGCAAUGUCCUCAUGUUCCAGCUGAAGUAUCCAGUUUUACCAGAUUACUACAAGUUCAUCCUUGUGACAAUUUUUAUAUUAUCGUCUCUGAUUGAGAUGAUCCGUCUGUACCUAGGCUACAUGGGAAAUUUGCAGGAGAAGGUUCCUGAACUGGCUGGUUUUUGGCUUCUGAGUAUUCUUCUGCAACUGCCCUUAAUUCUUUUCCUGCUUUUAAAUGAAGGUUUGAAGAUCCAACCACUGGAACGAGCAGUGAACAUCAUCUUUAUAAUGUUCCUUGCAUUCCAGGUCAUUUCUGCAUUCCUUGCCCUCAGAAGAAUGGUAAACCAACUGGCAACUCGUUUCCAUCUUCAUGAAUUUGACAAGCUAGGUGAUGAUUUGCCUCCUGAUAAGCUAGCCUGGAAGAAAAGGAGGCUAGAAUCUUCAUGGGUUGUGAGACCACCUACAGAAGACAUUUUUUCAGCAAGUGGUGGAUGGGAAUCUGCCCUGAGAGCUUGAUGGGUUAUGAAGAAGCCAUUCACUGGUGCACCUGGGGUUUUGUGCCUUCAUUAUAUGUUUUUUGGUGAAUCUGACUUGUGUAUUGUUCAGUCUUCUUACAAAUAACAAAAGCACCUGUUCUUCUACAGGAAUUUGUGAAAUCAUUCUGCUGUGAUUAUAAACUUUAAACACAAAAAGAUAUAAUAUGAGGAUGUACAAACUCGUGCAGUUUGCAGGCAUGAUUCACAAAGAGAUGAUCAGUCUGUUUAAUUUUCAUGUUAUCUGUCUGGAGUAAUCCAUAUGGAUGUCUUCAUUUGCACUUUCAAUGGAGGGAAAACGUUAUAUUCUAGCAGUUGGAUUUACAGUUCUUUUUGUAAAUGUGGAGGUUUUUUUUUAAAAAAAACAUUGCUUCAUUUUUAAAUAUGUGUGCCAAGGGGCUAUAUUCUUAAUAUUUCAAUAAUGAUUGAAAGAGAAAGUUUUGUAAAAUAUAAUAAAAAAGUUUUAAUA